GUUAAGAGGGAGGUUGAAUAUUGGGGGACGAGGGAAUAUGAGAGUGUAUGUGAGUGAGAGGGAGUGGGAUAGAAAGACAGAAUGGAGAGUCACAGGAGUAGCUAGAGUAAGUAAGUGGAACAUAAAGAGAAAGGGAGGAGAGUGAUGGAGUAAGAUCAACCUACCAGCUGUAGAGAGAGCGAGCAGGGUUGUUUGAAUGAGCCACAGUGGCGAAGGAGAGUGUGUGUGUGUGUGUGUGCGAGGGAUAGAUAGAUAGAGCUGUUGAGGGGGUAGGGUAGGUGAAAGGGUGUGUGUCUGAGAGAGAGAGAGGUUGUCAGACCCCCAUCGAAGUAGAGGCUGCUGCUCAGUGCAGUUGCUCUGGGUCCCAUUGAUACCCAUUUGUAGAGUGGGAAGAGCUGAAAAUGUAAUUUUGAAAGGAGAAAAAAAACAUGUUUUCUUUUUUUUCUCUCUCCUUAUUUUUCCUUCUGGAUCUUUACUCAUCUCCAAUCUGGUCCUCCUUGCUCUCUUUGUGGUUGUAUGAAGGAGGUCACUGCGGAUACAAAGUAACGGAGCACAGUCCAAACAACACUGUAGAAGCAUGUUUUUGGGGGUGAAAACGAUGUCGCACGGGACAACCAUGUCACGUUGCAACAAUAGCAAUGUCACCCGGCCCUCUCUGCAGUGACCCUGCACAGCAAAGGAUGCUGGGAAAUAACAAACACUAUUAUCCCGGGGAGGACGACAAGGAUGGGGAGGAUGAGGAAGAGGAAGAGGAGCAGGGACAAGAUAACAACAAGGGGGAUGGUAGAGAGAAGGAGAAUGGAGGGAUGGAAGGGCUCGAGGAGAUUGAGAUGAAGGGAGGCAGACAAUCACGCGAAGGGAAAGGGGAGGGAGGUAAACCCUCAGCCAUUGUGGUUGGAAGGCAGAGAGGGGACCGGACACUGAGGCCAGACAAUCCAGGAAAUAGAGGCAUCCCUUAUACGUCCAAUCAGGCCCCUCAUAAGCAGCAGCACCAGCAGCAGUAUCACCCUGCCCCAUCCACUCAGACCCAGAAAAGACGUGCUCACAUGGAGCGCAGUAUGACCACAGUGGCACCCAUAGAGGACACUCGACUGACCAUGAUGGUGUUCCGCAUUGGAAUCCCUGACAUCAAACAGACAAGGUGUCUGCAGUUUGACCCUGACUUCACAGUUUGGAGUGCCAAGCAGGAGGUCAUCUGUUCGCUGAGCGAGCCACUGUGGGACGUCUAUAACUAUGGCCUCUUUCAGCCCGCCGGAGACGGAUGCGAUGCCAUGUUCCUGGAGGAGGAGCGCUGCCUCCGAAACUACCCACAGUCCUUUGAGAAAGGGGUGCCUUACCUGGAGUUUAGGUACAAGACCAGGGUAUACAAACAGACAAACCUGGAUGAAAAACUACUUACAAAAUUGCACACCAAGGUGAGUCUGAAAAAGUUCAUGGACUACAUUGCAAGUGGAUCAAUAGAUAAGAUGUCAAAAGCCCUGGAAAAAGGUCUCGACCCAAACUACCAUGACCCUGACAACGGAGAAUCCCCACUGACUGUGGCGGUGCAGUCUGGCAUGACAGUGGAGGGGAUCAGGGUGCUCGUUCAGGGUGGGGCCCAUGUGGACUUUAGAACCAGAGAUGGACUGACAGCUGUACACAAGGCUGUCAGGGCACACAAUCACGUUGCACUGCUGGCUCUUCUGUCCCUGGGAGCAUCUCCUAACUACAAGGACCGAUGUAGCCUGACCCCACUGUACCACUCAGUGCUGACAGGUGGUGACACCUCCUGCUGCGAGACCCUACUCUACUACAGGGCCAGACUGGGAGUGAGGGAUGAGAAUGGCUGGGAGGAGUCUCACCAGCUCAGGGAUGAAGAGGAAUUUGGAAUGCAAGAGAUACACAAGGCCUGCCAGAAUGGUUUUGCCCAGCACUUGGAGCACCUUCUGUUCUAUGGGGCAGAUACCACUUCUCAGAAUGCCUCAGGGAACACCGCACUUCAUAUUUGUGCUCUGUAUAAUAAGGAAAGCUGUGUUCGUGUUCUGCUCUACAGAGGGGCCAGUAAGGAAAUUAAGAACAAGCAUGGACAAACCCCCUUUCAGGUAGCAGUAAUGUCGGGCCAUUUUGAACUUGGGGAAAUCCUCAAAAACCACAGAGAUGCAGAUGUAGUGCCCUUUCUGGAAUCCCCAAAGUAUGCUCCCAAAAGAGGAGAGAGUGCACGCACGCUCCCUCUCCUCAUGGCUCACCCCUACCCCCUCCUGCGUGCUAACAGUGACAACAGCAUGACCCUGCCUGACCCCAUGGCCCUAUCCAACAAGGCUGCUGGAGCCAAUCCCAUCCCUGGAAAGGGUCGCAGGGCCUCUGAGGGUGUGAGGAGCUCCAGCAGUCCCAGGGCCCGUACCCGCUCCCCGUCGCGAGGAGGAGGGCAGAGCGACACGGAGGAGAGGCAUCAAAGCAAACCACAGCGCGGCAGACAGGGUGCGACCUCAGCGGGUAGUGGCGGGUGGUCAGCUGGGGGUCAGAUGAGGCAUAUGUACAGUGCGGUCCCAGGGCGAGUGUACAUGGCCACGAGGGCCUACACUGCCCACGGAGACAAAGAGCUCAGCAUCAGCAAAGGAGACAAAGUCAAAGUGUUGAGUGUUGGAGAGGGGGGGUUCUGGGAGGGCACAGUGAAAGGUCGUACAGGCUGGUUCCCCUCAGAUUGUGUGGAGGAGGUGGGUCCUCCCAGUAAGGACAAUCGAUCAGAGACGCGCAGUGAGAAAGCCAAGAGGAAGCUGUUUCGUAAUGUCACCAUGGGAGCAUAUGAUGGCGUGGAUGGCCCCAGUGACUACAUCAUUAAGGAGAAGACAGUGCUCCUGCAGAAGAAAGACAAUGAGGGCUUUGGCUUUGUGCUUCGGGGAGCCAAAGCCCAGACUCCUAUAGAGGAGUUCACGCCGACCCCAGCAUUCCCCGCGCUGCAGUACCUGGAGUCUGUGGAUGAGGGCGGUGUGGCCUGGAGGGCUGGCCUAAGGAUGGGGGACUUCCUUAUUGAGGUCAAUGGUCACAAUGUCGUGAAGGUGGGCCACAGGCAGGUGGUCAACAUGAUCAGACAAGGUGGCAACACUCUGAUGGUCAAGGUUGUCAUGGUGGCCCGCAACCCGGAGAUGGAGGACACCAACCCCAGGAAGAAAGUCCCCCAGCAGGCUAAGAGGCUGACUCCUCCUGCCAUUGCCCUGCGCUCCAAAUCAAUGACAUUAGAGCUGGAAGACAUGGUGGAGAAAGCUGCCUCUCCAUGGAAAAAGAAAGCAGAGCACGAGUCCUCCCAGGUGCCUGAUAAGAAGAGGACAGUCUAUCAAAUGGCACUAAAUAAACUGGAUGAGAUCCUGGCAGCAGCUCAGCACACGAUUGCGUCAGACGGACAAGGGCAGCGGGGUCACGGGGGGAAGAGAGAACGAACCAAGAGCAUCGCCCCCAAUGAGCCAAGUCAUGACCAGCUGGUUGGUGUAAUGCCGCCUGGCUUCAACCAGGGUCAGUAUCCCCCCGGCCAUUCGCAUGGAGUAAUGUUGCGACAGAAAUCUAUUGGUGUGACGGAGGAGGAGAGGCAGUCCCUCCACACCCCGGCUAUGAAACUGGCCCGUAGCCUGUCGGAGGACAUCCCCCCUCCCCCCAGCACAUCCGCCCCAGAACCCCCCUUGUCUGCUGGACCCCACACUGCUCGGAGGGGGGAGCAGUCUGCCCCCCAGCCACUGUCCUCCCAGGCCCAGGCCCACUACCAGGCCCUCUCCACCCAACAACAGGCAGCGCAUGAUGCCCAGGCAGGUUGGGACAGUCAACAGCACGGCAUGACCACCACCCUCCAGAGAGGAGGACAACACACAGGGGAUCCCACGGAGGGGACGAGGAGAGGAGGGGGAAAAAUGGGGGCAUUGAGGAGGGGCUACAGUAGUGCUACUCCACCUACAAGUGCAGCUCCCACAACUCAACAGCAACCCCAGCAGCAACAGCAGCCCCAGCAACAGCAAGUGGCGGCCCGGGAGAGGAUCGGCGGGGCAAGCAGGGGCGGGGGAGUCAGGAAGGGCGGGAGGGGCCCUCUAGUGAAGCAGCCCACAGUGGAAGGUGGGCUCGGCAGGCACCACAGAGGGGGGCAAGGCCAGGGGGGUAAAAGCUCCGGGGCCAAAGAGAAGAGUUCCAUCCCCAUCCCCACCAUCAUCGUCAAGGCUCCAUCCACCAGCAGUGGCAGUGGCCGCAGCAGCCAGGGCAGCAGCAUGGAUGCCGAGCAACCGCCUCCCGACAUAGACGACCCUACCUCCCCCCCUGCCUCUCCCGACACCUCCACCACCCCUGGCCCGCCUUCCACCGUGGCCCCCUCACCACCCCAGUCCCCUGUCUCCUCCCCCAUGACCCCUUCGACUGUCGCCCCCCAGCUGCCCCCUAACCUGGAGAACCUGGACUUCACCACCCAGUUCGGGGGGGCCUUCGUAGGGGCAGCGCGCCGGGACCGGGAACGUUUCCGUGACAUGAGGAGGAAGAGUGCUUCCUUCUUCCUCUCCUCUGAAGAGGAUGUCCAAGGGGAGGCGGGGGGAGGUGGAGGGGUAUGGACCCAGCCCCUACAGGGGAUGGGGAUGGAUGUCCCCACCCCCCGCCUCCGCCCUUCCAAGUCGAUUGACGAGGGCAUGUUCUCUAGGGACAAUUACAUCCACUACGCCAGCAGUAUGCCCCCUGCCUUUGGGCUACCUGAGUACCACUCCCCUGUGAUGGGCCAGGAUGGCCAGCCCAAGUCCGCUCCCUCCAACUACGGCCCAGGCACUCCAGCCACCACCUUCAUCCACCCUCUUACUGGGAAAGUCCUGGACCCCUCGUCCCCCCUGGGCCUGGCGCUGGCUGCACGAGAGAGGGCCCUCAAGGACGACCGGAGGACCCGACGGGAGGAGCGGCACUUUGGCCGGCAGAUGUCCAGCGUGGGGGUGUUCCCUACAUCUCUCCCGUCUCCCACGCCAUCCCUGUUUUCCACAUCCACCACCACCACCUCACACGCCUCACUGAACCGCCCACAGUCACCAAGGAUAUUACGCUUGGGAGGGGGAGGAGAGAGAGUGGAGAGGGACCAGGCGGCUGGAGCCAGAGAGGGCCUCAGAGUUCGCUUUUCAGAGGACAGAACCAAUCAGUACCAGACCCAAUAUUACCAACAGAGUCCAAGAGACAGGGAGCCACCUGGCCCACCCAUGCAGCCGCCCGGCCCGCCGCCUCAGCCUGCACCCCGCAGACCCUCGUUCCUGCAGAUGGAGAGCAGUGCAAACGCUAGCUACAUCCCCCAGUACACCCUCACCGCAGCCCCAGCACACCCACAUGAAGGUGGGGGAGAGGGAGGAGUUGGAGGGGGGCUGGGGCUCAUGGUUCUUCCCCCGCCUGCACCCUCGAUAGAUUUGGACGAUGAGUUUGUCUUUGUUGACCCCCUGCCCCCUCCCUUGCAGUUCGCCAAUGGCCAAGGCCAGCGAGAAAUGCAGAGGGGGUACCCUCAACAGCAUCAACACUCAGCUCAACACGUCUCUUCCGCCAUGCCACCCCCACCGCCCCCCCUCCCCUCUCCUAAAGUACCUACACCAGGAGGCUUCCCCUCCAACGCACCCCUCCCCUCCCCCCAGGCCGGGGACUCUGCCGCCUCCAGCCUCACAUCCUACGACAGCGAGGUGGCCAACCUCACCCAGUCAGGUCUAUCUCCAUCCCUUCCCUCACCCCAGAUAUUCCCCCCUUCCUCCACCACUACAGCCACCUCCAUUUUACCCGCACCCGCACCCUCACUCUACAGACCCCAGCCCAUGUCGCAUACACACCCCUUCUUCAGUGACCCCACCGUACCAGUUAACCCCGCUAAUAUGGGUGCCCCUGCUCCCCAAAUGACCUCAGCACAGUACCGCGGCCCGGCCACCCUCACUACAACUAUGACCUACGCCACAACAACGACCAUGACCGCCGCCGCCACUGCUACCACAGCCUCUGUGGUGUCGUCAGACUACAACGCGUCUCUGAAAGCCCCCAGAACCGCCAUCAAUACUGCAGGCAAGGCAGGAGACCACCACCCCUCCAUGAUGAAGACUGGAGACUGGCAGACAGAGACGGUGGUGGACUCUGGGAUCGAGGAGCUGGACAGCCACAACAGCGGCGACCAGCACCUGGAAAUACUGGGAGUGAGUGAACUUACAGGUGAGAGAGGAGGAGGAGGAGUAGAAGGGGACGGAUGGGGUGGCGAGCACCCAGAUCCUUAUAUGACCUACUCAGGCGGGCAAGAGUUUGAAGCACACCCCACCAAACACACGACCAAACCAACCGUGUAUCCAAAGACGAUGCAGUACAAAGAGGGCGGUAUCAAGGACACAAGGGAAGCGUUGCGUCGACAGGUGAGCACCAACCCGCCCUACCAGAACACCCCACCACACCCCCAGAGACAGGCUAACCCAGAGGAGGAGGCCAGGAGAGGAGAGGGAGGAGCAGCGGACGAGAGGAAACAACGUAGACAGAGUCGACCCAAGAUGGAGGACGGCUUCGGUUCCACCCUGGCUGCCUGUCUGGAGCGGCCCAACACCUUGGAGCCAAGGGGUUCAUCCGAGGGGGUCGACCCGGGACAGGGCCUGGAGAGAGGUGAGGCCCAGAGGGAUGGGAUGUCUAUUGAGGGGCGCAGGCUGCACUCGCCACUCUCGGGGAUGAAGGCCAGCAUCAUCAACGAGCUGAGCUCCAAGCUUCAGCAGAUGAGCAAUAAGAGCACAGACGACUGGGGUCAGUCUGAGAUGCGAGGUCAGAGUCCCAUUAGUCUGAGGUCACCCACAAUGCACAGAUAUUCUGGGGAUUUCUCCGCCUCGUUUCAGAGCCCCCCCACAGCCCGCUCCACUUCCCCCUUACCCACCUCCUCCCCGCAGCAUCGGCCGCCAAUCCUCACUCCCAAUCUCACCGCCACCCCCUCCGGCUCGCCCUCCCACCAGCCCACGCUGCAGCCCAACUGGACCCGCUCCCCCUCUCCCCAGAUACCCACCUCCCCCUCUCACUUCUCUCACCCUCCUCUCUCCCCCACCUACUCACCCUAUCCCACGUCACCCAAACACCGCACUAAGUAUCGUGGAGCCAAGAUUUUUGACUUCCAGUGUACCCCUGGUCCAGAGCUGAGGUCGUCUGUGUCACGCCGGCGCGCCCCCAGCCCCCUCAUAUACUCCACAGACCGCCCCAGCCCCGCCCCUCCCAGACCCUCCUCCCUCCCCAUCCUCCCCAGCACCCAUGUCUACAACACCCCCUUUGAUUUCCCCUCUCCCCUCACCCCUUCAUCCCCAAGCCACACCCUAGGAGACUCUUACAACCCCUCCACACCGCCUCUCUUCCCCACAUCCCCACAACCUCCCAGUGCCCUCCUGGUCUCCCGCUCCCUUUCACCCACCCAGUUCCUCUCCGGCGCCUCCUCGCCCUCCAUGCACAUGCCCCCCUCUCCGUCCUGCCACAGCUAUCCCCACCACACCCCUCCUCCCCCAGCCAAACCCUUUACCAUCAAGCCCCUGUCCUACUGGACUAGGUGGGACGUGGCCGACUGGCUGGCCUACCUAAACCUGGGGGAGCACCGGGAGCGCUUUCUGGACAACGAGAUUGACGGCUCCCACCUGCCCUCCCUCACCAAGGACGACUUCCUGGACCUGGGGGUGACGCGCGUCGGCCACCGCAUGAACAUCGAAAGAGCGCUGAAGACACUGACUGACAGGCUCUUCUCUCCCAUGCAUGAGCCUAGCCCCUCCCCUGUGCCACAGACUGAGAGAGUGAAAGAUGAGGUGACUCAGAGCUCAGAGAAAGACAGAGAAACAAACUGACUGAGAUGAAAGCUAAAGAAGACCAUUGGAUACAAACAGACUGAGUUGGACCUCAGACAGGAAGCGAUCGUGAUGGACAAGGCUUAAACAUGCCAAGAGAGAUUUGGUAUGAGUGGAAUACAAUUGUUUGGAAUCUUUCUUGAGAUGAACAUCGAUUACACAUGUUGGUCAAAAGAGGGUAGAAACACUUACGACACACGCUCAUGUCUAAAACUAUACAAUUUACACACACUGUACAACUACUGAUGAAUAGGCUUUUAAUUCACACAUGGACACACACAGACAUUUGACUGGUGAUUCUCACACUCCAUUUGCUGCCUGAGUUAGUAAAAGUAAAAGAAGAAAUGCUAACAGAAAUGCUAACAAGAAUCUUGAGAUUGGAGUGCUGCUACCCAUACAGAGAGGGUAAGCCCAUGGAUAUACUAAAGGUGGUGGUGAAGUUCCUCUAAUAAACAGUGAGGGCCAUAUUCAAACCUGUCCUGAGGUUCAUGCGCACACAUUGACUUUACACGUAUUGCAUCAUGGGAUUGGAAGCUAUGGUUGGAAUGUAUAAACUUCAGAAUAUGGUCAUAAUAUGGAAAGAUACAUUCAUUGGUUUUGUACCAAGUGCUGAUUGCAAUCAUUCAUUUCAAAUAGGUCAGGGUGUUAUUGAUAUUUAAUCAUUCAAAUGUGUGUUUAAUGACAAAUACUCUAAAAUAUACAAAGCAUAUAGUCAUAAAAUGGUUAUUAUCUUUACAAAGGCUGGCUGGAGUAUGUCAGAGAGGGGCAAAGGGGAGUAAAAUCUGGGUUUGUUUUUCCCUGAGACACGGC
Molecule: messenger RNA, 8609 nt
Organism: Oncorhynchus kisutch (coho salmon)
Lineage: Eukaryota; Metazoa; Chordata; Actinopteri; Salmoniformes; Salmonidae
Product: SH3 and multiple ankyrin repeat domains protein 1
Exons: 28
Coding region: 639-7799 (2386 amino acids)
Cellular component (GO): dendritic spine; postsynaptic membrane; postsynaptic density
Molecular function (GO): ionotropic glutamate receptor binding; synaptic receptor adaptor activity
Source: RefSeq, a predicted model, not a curated record